AUGGUUUAUACUGGAUUUGGACUACAACAGAUCACACCGCCUGAUACGAGGGCUUACAGUGAAUUGACACCUGAAGAGCAAGGUGAAAAAGGUGCUCAAAUGGUGAUGAAUUUUAUGACUUCAUGUCCUGGUAAAUCAGUAAUGAGUGGUGUUACAGGGUUUGCGCUUGGUGGUGUUUUUGGUCUUUUCAUGGCAUCUAUGGCUUACGAUACUCCCCUGGGUGCCACAGGACCCCAUGGAUUGAAUACAAAUGUAAAGAGUAUAGCGGAUCUACCGUUUAAGCAGCAAGUGAAGAUACAAUUUGCAGAUAUGGGGAAGAGAUCAUAUUCAAGUGCUAAAAAUUUUGGUUAUUUGGGAUUAAUCUAUGCAGGUGUUGAAUGUUGUCUUGAAUCAUUUAGAGGCAAGAACGAUUUGUACAACGGUGUUUCGGCCGGUUGUAUAACUGGUGGUGGGUUAGCUUACAAAGGUGGACCACAAUCUGCUGCAGUUGGUUGUGCAGGUUUUGCAGCCUUUUCUGCAGCAAUUGACUGGUAUAUGAGAAGUGAAGAUGGUAGACCACCCAAGGAUGACUUUAACGAAUAG
Molecule: messenger RNA, 582 nt
Organism: Zygosaccharomyces rouxii
Lineage: Eukaryota; Fungi; Ascomycota; Saccharomycetes; Saccharomycetales; Saccharomycetaceae
Gene: TIM22
Product: translocation channel protein TIM22
Exons: 1
Coding region: 1-582 (193 amino acids)
Biological process (GO): protein insertion into mitochondrial inner membrane
Cellular component (GO): TIM22 mitochondrial import inner membrane insertion complex
Molecular function (GO): transmembrane protein transporter activity
Source: RefSeq, a predicted model, not a curated record